Thrips palmi is the source of this 2726-nucleotide messenger RNA. RefSeq names its product proton-associated sugar transporter A (gene lovit). Gene Ontology annotation, molecular function: sucrose:proton symporter activity. The record is from RefSeq and is a predicted model, not a curated record. Gene Ontology annotation, cellular component: membrane. The coding region runs from base 116 to 2062 and encodes 648 amino acids. The transcript has 11 exons. Lineage: Eukaryota; Metazoa; Arthropoda; Insecta; Thysanoptera; Thripidae.
AUCCGGACGUGCGUCCUGCGGAGCGCGGCGGUUAUCGGCACGCAGCGGAGCGCGCGAACCCGGGGGCCAUUCCCAGCCGAGACUGCGGGCCCGCGGGGCCGCGGGGCCUACCUGGAUGGCGGAGAAGCUCCACGAGUACGAGGGCGUGCUGGGCCGCGUGCACGCGCUGCGGGACCGCGUCCGCGGCGUGCUCGACGACUGGCGCGAGUCCCGGGGCGGGCGGCCGCUCGGCGAGUGGCUGCUGGCCAUCAUCAAGGAGCACCAGCCGCCGAGGGAGGAACACACGCCAGUGGAGCCGCCGCCCGGCAUCCUCGGCGACAACUACGCACACAUCUACAGACGGAAGACCCGCGCCGAGCUGGUGCGUGUGUCCGCCGCCGUGAUGGGCAUCGAGUUCUCGUACGCGGCGGAGACGGCCUUCGUGUCGCCGACGCUGCUCAAGAUCGGCGUGGAGCACAAGCACAUGACGCUGGUGUGGGCGCUGUCGCCGCUCGUCGGCUUCUUCCUCACGCCCGUCCUGGGCUCCCUGUCGGACCGGUGUCGCCUGCCCUUCGGCCGCCGCCGGCCCUUCAUCGUGGUCCUCGCCAUCGGCGUCCUCGUCGGGCUGAUACUCGUCCCCAACGGCGAGGACAUGGGCCACUCCAUGGGGGACUACUACCCGUCCAAGGACCUCCCCGCGGCCAACCGCACGGCGCUCCUGGCCGCCGGGACGCCCGUCAACGACGCACAGUACUCGCAUCCCUGGGGGGUCUUCUUCACCAUCCUGGGCACCGUGCUCCUGGACUUCGACGCCGACGCCUGCCAGAGCCCCGCCCGGGCCUACCUGCUGGACGUCACCGUGGCCGAGGAUCACGCUCGGGGCCUCAGCACCUUCACCGUGAUGGCCGGCCUGGGCGGCUUCCUGGGCUACGCCCUGGGCGGCAUCAACUGGGACGCCACCGCCAUCGGAGAGAUGCUGGGCGGCCACGUGCGCGCCGUGUUCACGCUCAUCACCUUCAUCUUCGUGACGUGCGUGGCCUACACCGUGACGAGCUUCCAGGAAGUGCCUCUCGAUGUCCUGGAACGGGAGCGGCGGCCCAGCAUCGCGGCCUUGAACCAGUGCGCGCCGCUGCUGCAGAGGGGUGACGCCGGCGCGGGGCCGCGCUACGGCAAGAUGGACGAGGAGGGGUCCUCUCGGCCCGACUACCUGCCCGUGUACGGCGGCGACCAGGCCCCGGGCAGCAGAGGGCAGCCGUGGGACCCGGUGAUCAACGGCUCGGCAGCCGGGGUGGCGGAGACGUCCUUCGACGCCGACCUGGAGGCGUCACUACCCCCCGCUGCGGCGCGGGCGGCCCAGCGGCCCGCCGCCCCUGCCGAAGACGGGGAGCCGGCAACGCUGUCGCAGUACUUGAUGUCCAUCGUGUACAUGCCGCACUCGGUGCGCAUGGUGUGUCUCACCAACCUGUUCUGCUGGAGCGCGCACGUGUGCUACUCGCUGUACUUCACGGACUUCGUCGGCGAGGCGGUGUUCGGCGGCGAGCCCCAGGCGCCGGACGGCUCCGAGUCCAAGGAGCUGUACGAGGCGGGCGUGCGCUUCGGCUGCUGGGGCAUGUCCAUGUACUCGCUGUCGUGCGCCUGCUACUCCCUCGUCAUCGAGCGGCUGAUCCGCCGCUUCGGUGCGCGGCGCGUGUACGUCGGCGGCCUGCUCUUCUACUCCGUGGGCAUGUUCCUGAUGGCGCUGACGCAGCACCCGGUCGGCGUCAUCCUGUUCUCGUGGACGGCGGGGGUCAUGUACUCCACGCUGUUCACCAUGCCGUACCUGCUCAUCGCGCACUACCACGCCUGCGGCACGUUCGAGGUGAACGCGGUGGGCGCCGCGGUGGAGUGCACGCAGGUGCGCGGCCUGGGCACGGACGUGGCCAUCGUCAGCUCCAUGGUGUUCCUGGCGCAGUUCGUGCUCUCGGUGUGCAUGGGCACGCUCAUCAGCAUCGUGGGCUCCACCGUGACCGUGGUCGCCGUCGCGUCCUCGCUCGCCUUCUGCGGCGCCAUCGCCGCCACCCGCGUCAUGUACCUCGACCUCUGAGACUCUGCGUGCCUCGCCGCCGCGGGUUCGAUCCCCGGCGACCACGUCCUUUUUGUCUUCGUGCUGAGCCUUCGUGGCGGCUUCGGCCAGAACUUCCGUUUCCUCGAUAUUUACACCCGUUGGUACCGUCUUGGGCCAGUCGAGCCCCAGCCAUGUCGCUUUGAAGUAUGUGUAAACCGCCAGCGCGCAAACCCAACCUCAUUAUCAUAAUCUUUUUAAAAAAGUUAAAAAUGACAACUUGCGAACUAGAGUGUUGUCAGCUAUUUAGUUAGUCUUUAACUGUAGAAUUGUGUAGUUGGACCUGUCUAGUCAACUUUAAAUGCUGUGUUUGAUAAUAAAAAUGAUAGCAGUGAUUUUUGCGCGAGAGUGUUUCUGAACGGCGCAACGUUGGUGCGCCUUUCCAGAAAACAUUCCCACAUAUCACUGCCAUUUCAACAAUGUAAUCUAGGAAUAUCAUACGUGUCUAUAGUGUAGGCCUGUACAUAGUCUGUAUUAUAAUUCGAUGUCUGAAGCGUAGAUACGUUCGACCGUGGAGUUUUUGCAUUUCUUCCUGCUCAUCGGGCUGUCCGAGGGGCAAAAGAAAACAGUAUCUCAGUUGGCUUUCUGUUUUAUUAGCUAUAUACAUUGUUACCAGAGUGAAAUAAAACGAAGAUUUAGUGUUUUA